AGGUCCAUCCACGAAGACUCUCACAAGCAAACAAACGGAAGCCCUCAUUGAAAAUCAAACCUUCUUCACCCUCUGACAAUCUCCUCCCUGGCGAUUUCUGGCCAUUGCCUCCGUCGUGCCAAAAAUCGCUUCCGGCGGCGAAGGAAACCCUAACACUACGUACCAUACACCAAACAAACCACCUCCUCGUCCUCUUUCUAAGCCCUAAACUCAACUCCUUCAAUUUGACUUCUAUCAGCUUGAAUCGAGAAUUCCAACAACGAACCCUAAUUCUUGAAUUCAUCCAUUACGCACAAGAGAGAGGAAAAUAGAGUUGAAGCGGGCGGGGUUCCGACCUCAAAAGCUAUGGACUACAACUUAUCAGCUAAGAAAAGCAAAGAGGAAGUUACUACAUACCUGCACGCGAGGUUUCCGACGAUGUUGAUGGCGAGAAAAUACCAGAGGCAAUACCAUAAUUGUAGCUCAAUAUGUCAGUGGAAAAACAAAGUUGUUAGAGGUUGCAUUCCUGCUGGUGGAUGGAUUUCAGUUAAAUUUUUUGAUGCUAUUGGCUGCAACAUGGCUUUGUUUUGUUAUGUGGGCUUGCUAAAGCUAGUUUCAUGGCAUGAUGACAUUGAAGAUCAUGUGCAAAUGGUCAAAUCAAAAUCAAGAUGGAAUUGGAAAGUGGGAUUAGAACUAGGGUCGGAGAUCUAAUGGUUUAGGAUGGAAAAGAAUAUGAGUUGACUUUAGUCAAAGUUGACCAAAAUGUCAAUUGUUGACCAAAGUCAACAUUUGGUCAACAUGUAUUCUUUGGCAUUUUGUAUGUAAUGAACAAAUUAUGGAUAAGAAUGAAUAGAAUUGGUUAUUUGAAUGAAAAUGAAUUGAUUUAGUA
Lathyrus oleraceus (garden pea) is the source of this 868-nucleotide messenger RNA. RefSeq lists its product as uncharacterized. The record is from RefSeq and is a predicted model, not a curated record. Bases 346 to 690 code for a protein of 114 amino acids. Lineage: Eukaryota; Viridiplantae; Streptophyta; Magnoliopsida; Fabales; Fabaceae. The transcript is spliced from 3 exons.